Molecule: messenger RNA, 1566 nt
Organism: Penicillium oxalicum
Lineage: Eukaryota; Fungi; Ascomycota; Eurotiomycetes; Eurotiales; Aspergillaceae
Product: MCT family MFS transporter
Exons: 2
Coding region: 1-1566 (521 amino acids)
Biological process (GO): transmembrane transport
Molecular function (GO): transmembrane transporter activity
Source: RefSeq, a predicted model, not a curated record
AUGGCGGACAAUAUACCCGUCGAGCUGGUCCCACCCUCAAGGGGAGAAAAAGAAGGGGGAAAAGAAGAUAGAAUUGGACAAGACUCCAUCACGCAUUCAAAACCGGAGCCCGAUCUCCAGUCGCCUGCCCAGCCUGGGAAAGAAGCCAAGGUGAAGCCCCAGCUGGACGUUCCACCCGAUGGAGGAUACGGUUGGGUCUGUGUUGCAUGCGUCUUUUGGAUCAACGCACACACCUGGGGAAUUAAUAGUAGCUACGGUGUCUUUCUCAGUCAUUAUCUCUCCCAUAAUGUCUUUCCAAAUACGACAGCUCUGUCGUACGCCUUCACCGGUGGAUUGAGCAUCUCGUGUGCGUUACUGGUCGCUCCACUGGCCACGUACCUGAUUCAAAGGUUGGGCACUCGCUUCGUCGUCAACCUGGGCGUCUUUUUCGAAACUCUCUCUCUCAUCGGCUCCUCCUUCGCCACACAGAAAUGGCACAUCUUCCUCAGUCAAGGUGUCUGUUUCGGCUGGGGGAUGGGCUUUCUCUUCGUCGGGAGUGUCGGGAUCACUCCGCAAUGGUUCCUGAAGCGACGGAGUUUCGCCAUGAGCAUCACCGCUGCAGGGUCCGGAUUCGGUGGAUUGAUGUAUUCGCUCGCAGUGGGCGCCAUUAUUCCGCGCUUGGGACUAAGUUGGGCCUUUCGGAUCCUGGGAAUCGUCUCCUGUGUGGUGAAUCUCGUCUGUGGGAACUUGCUUCGCGAUCGAAACAAGCUCGUUGGAAGUCGGCUCGCCGCGUUUCAUGUCCCGCUGCUGCGCAGACCGGAGUUUCUGCUUUUUCUUGCCUGGGGCGUGCUGAGCAUGCUGGGCUACGUCGCGCUGCUGUUCAGCGUGGCGAAUUUUGCCCUUUCAGUCGGGCUGUCCUCGUAUCAGGGGAGUAUCGUGUCUGCGCUUCUCAACUUGGGCCAGGGGCUGGGUCGGCCUAUCGUCGGCAUUUUCAGCGAUCGUCUGGGUCGCAUCAACAUUGCGACAAUUUUGACCUUUGUCUGUGGCCUGUUCUGUCUGGUGAUUUGGGUAUUUGCAGACAGCAUGGGCGUUGUAUGUUUCUUCGCCGUGCUGGUGGGAACUGUCGCGGGCACAUACUGGGCCACUGUAUCGCCCGUAUUGGCUGAGAUCAUCGGGCUGAAGGAUCUUCCUUCGGGAUUAAGCAUUACGUGGCUGAUGCUUGUUGCUCCGUGCACUGUUUCUGAAGCCAUUGCACUUGAGCUUCGCACCACUCGAAUGAACGGGGGCGUUUCAUACCUGCGCGUCCAAAUCUUCACGGGCUUCAUGUAUAUCGGCGCAGCCAUCUGUCUUUGGCUGGUGCGUGGAUGGAAAGUUGGGGAGCUCGAAUGCGCCCAGCUGCAAGAGCAGCGGGCGCAAGAGCUUUUGAAUCGUGAUCAUCCUCUGUCGUACGGCAAAGAGGCAAACCCGGAGAAAGAUGACCAGCCUCCGACCGUCGCUUCUACGACCUCCUCAGAUGUUGCACCCGUGGAACAACAUUGGACGCCUCUCAAACUUGUGCAAAGAAUGGUCACUUUGAAGCAUGUCUAA